AUGACCGCGGUGGAGGCAGCAGCGGCCGUGAUCUCGGGCUGGGACAGUGAUCGUCGUCGCCACUACGGGCUUGGGCGCUUUCAUCUCGGCCGCGAGACUCAGGGAGCGCCUCUUCGCAACGGAUCCUGGAGUUGUCUCGGCAGCCUGGGAAGAUCUCGCAGUUCCCGAUCAGUGGGAGUGGCUGCCCGUCCAUGCCCGUUCGCCUGUGGCGCCAACGAGGCUCUGGCCGGCCUCAACCUGGAUGCAAACGGAGCAGGGUUGUGA
Molecule: messenger RNA, 264 nt
Organism: Pyricularia pennisetigena
Lineage: Eukaryota; Fungi; Ascomycota; Sordariomycetes; Magnaporthales; Pyriculariaceae
Exons: 2
Coding region: 1-264 (87 amino acids)
Source: RefSeq, a predicted model, not a curated record